Messenger RNA from Rhinopithecus roxellana (golden snub-nosed monkey), 3353 nucleotides. Its product is annotated as serine/threonine-protein kinase TNNI3K. Gene Ontology annotation, biological process: protein phosphorylation; regulation of transcription by RNA polymerase II. The record is from RefSeq and is a predicted model, not a curated record. The transcript is spliced from 28 exons. Gene Ontology annotation, molecular function: ATP binding; RNA polymerase II-specific DNA-binding transcription factor binding; protein kinase activity. Lineage: Eukaryota; Metazoa; Chordata; Mammalia; Primates; Cercopithecidae. The coding region runs from base 64 to 2907 and encodes 947 amino acids. Gene Ontology annotation, cellular component: nucleus.
GCACUUGAACUUGGAAUCUUAUAACUUGAAGAACUGCCCUGGAGAAAAGAAGAAACAUAAUAAAUGGGAAAUUAUAAAUCUAGACCAACCCAAACUUGUACUGAUGAAUGGAAGAAAAAAGUCAGUGAAUCAUAUGUUAUCACAAUAGAAAGAUUAGAAGAUGACCUGCAGAUCAAGGAAAAAGAACUGACAGAACUAAGGCAUAUAUUUAGCUCUGAUGAAGCCUUCAGUAAAGUCAAUUUAAAUUACCGCACUGAAAAUGGGCUGUCUCUACUUCAUUUAUGUUGCAUUUGUGGAGGCAACAAAUCACAUAUUCGAACUCUUAUGUUAAAAGGGCUCCGCCCAUCUCGACUGUCAAGAAAUGGAUUUACAGCCUUGCAUUUGGCAGUUUACAAGGAUAAUGCAGAAUUGAUCACUUCUCUGCUUCACAGUGGAGCUGAUAUACAGCAGGUUGGAUAUGGUGGCCUCACUGCCCUCCAUAUUGCUACAAUAGCUGGCCACCCAGAGGCUGCUGAAGUGCUGUUGCAACAUGGAGCUAAUGUCAAUAUUCAAGAUGCAGUUUUUUUCACUCCAUUGCACAUUGCAGCCUACUAUGGGCAUGAACAGGUAACUCGCCUUCUUUUGAAAUUUGGUGCUGAUGUAAAUGUAAGUGGUGAAGUUGGAGAUAGACCUCUCCACCUAGCAUCCGCAAAAGGAUUCUUGAAUAUUGCAAAACUCUUGAUGGAAGAAGGCAGCAAAGCAGAUGUGAAUGCUCAAGAUAAUGAAGACCAUGUCCCGCUCCAUUUCUGUUCUCGAUUUGGACACCAUGAUAUAGUUAAGUAUCUGCUGCAAAGUGAUUUGGAAGUUCAACCUCAUGCUGUUAAUAUCUAUGGAGAUACUCCCUUGCACCUGGCAUGCUACAAUGGCAAAUUUGAAGUUGCCAAGGAAAUCAUCCAAAUAUCAGGAACAGAAAGUCUGACUAAGGAAAACAUCUUCAGUGAAACAGCUUUUCAUAGUGCUUGUACCUAUGGCAAGAGAAUUGACCUAGUCAAAUUUCUUCUUGAUCAGAAUGUCAUAAACAUCAACCACCAAGGAAGGGAUGGGCACACUGGAUUACACUCUGCUUGCUACCACGGUCACAUUCGCCUGGUUCAGUUCUUACUGGAUAAUGGAGCUGAUAUGAAUCUAGUGGCUUGUGAUCCCAGCAGGUCUAGUGGUGAAAAAGAUGAGCAGACAUGUUUGAUGUGGGCUUAUGAAAAAGGACUCCAGGAUGGGCAUUUCUGCCCACCCGGAUGGCUUUCUUCAACCCUCAGAGCCUCGGAGCCUUCUGCAUCUAGCCAGCAAAUGGGAAGAGUAGAGAAGGCUCACCUGUUUCUUAAGGCACAGAUCUGGAGGUUACUUCACUUUUGCUCAUAUUGCCUUCAUGAAAAUAUGUCACAAAGCCACAGUUGGAUGCAAGGGAAUGAUGCCAUUGUCACACUCCUGAAGCAUUAUAAGAGACCGCAAGAUGAAUUGCUCUGUAAUGAAUAUUCUCAGCCUGGAGGAGAUGGCUCCUAUGUGUCUGUUCCAUCCCCCUUGGGGAAGAUUAAAAGCAUGACAAAAGAGAAGGCAGAUAUUCUCCUCCUGAGAGCAGGAUUGCCUUCACAUUUCCAUCUUCAGCUCUCAGAAAUUGAGUUCCAUGAGAUUAUCGGCUCAGGUUCUUUUGGGAAAGUAUAUAAAGGACGAUGCAGAAAUAAAAUAGUGGCUAUAAAACGUUAUCGAGCCAAUACCUACUGCUCCAAGUCAGAUGUGGAUAUGUUUUGCCGAGAGGUGUCCAUUCUCUGCCAGCUCAAUCAUCCCUGUGUAAUUCAGUUUGUGGGCGCUUGCUUGAAUGAUCCCAGCCAGUUUGCCAUUGUCACUCAAUACAUAUCAGGGGGUUCUCUGUUCUCCCUCCUUCAUGAGCAGAAAAGGAUUCUUGAUUUGCAGUCUAAAUUAAUUAUUGCAGUAGAUGUUGCCAAAGGCAUGGAGUACCUUCACAACCUGACACAGCCAAUUAUACAUCGUGACUUGAACAGUCACAAUAUUCUUCUCUAUGAGGACGGGCAUGCUGUGGUGGCAGAUUUUGGAGAAUCAAGAUUUCUACAGUCUCUGGAUGAAGACAACAUGACAAAACAACCUGGGAACCUCCGUUGGAUGGCUCCUGAGGUGUUCACGCAGUGCACUCGGUACACCAUCAAAGCAGACGUCUUCAGCUACGCUCUGUGUCUGUGGGAAAUUCUCACUGGCGAAAUUCCAUUCGCUCAUCUCAAGCCAGCGGCUGCGGCAGCAGACAUGGCUUACCACCACAUCAGACCUCCCAUUGGCUAUUCCAUUCCCAAGCCUGUAUCAUCUCUGCUGAUACGAGGGUGGAACGCAUGUCCUGAAGGAAGACCUGAGUUUUCUGAAGUUGUCACAAAGUUAGAAGAGUGUCUCUGCAACAUUGAGCUGAUGUCUCCUGCAUCAAGUAACAGCAGUGGGUCUCUCUCACCUUCUUCUUCUUCUGAUUGCCUGGUAAGCCGGGGAGGACCUGGCCGGAGUCAUGUGGCAGCUUUAAGAAGUCGUUUCGAAUUGGAGUAUGCUCUAAAUGCAAGGUCCUAUGCUGCUUUGUCCCAAAGGUGCAAGUUUCUCUUAACAACGUGGCAUUCCCUAAGGAUUUGCUGUGAGGGUGCAUUCAAGGCCCCAGUGUGGGAUGUUCAACUCCCUGUGCCCAUAUGGAGAACAAGGAAAUUCUAUCAAGCCACAAUUCCAAAGGCUGCUGGACAAGAUUCCUCUCAAGGUCUGUCUUUGGAGGAGAUGAAAAGAAGUCUUCAAUACUCACCCAUUGACAAAUAUGGCUAUGUAUCUGAUCCCAUGAGCCCUAUGCAUUUUCAUUUUUGCCGAAAUGGUAGCAGCUUUGAGGACAGCAGCUGACAGCAUUCGGUGCAUACCUAAGGAGAGUUUUUUCCCCUAACUGACAGCAACAAUUCCAACCACGGCAAGCUGGCUUCCAACUAUAACAUUUUAUUCUCAAAGGUCUCCUUAUAUUGGAAUGGUUUUUACUGGUCCUAUUUAAUUCCCCACUAUUAGCAGGCUUUGGAUUUGUGCCUAAGGAAUAAUACGCAAAAGAACCAAGACAGAAUGUAUAUGAAGAAUUGUUUUUAAUUUUGUAAAUUAAAAAAAAAAAUUAGAUCAUUACUUGGAGAUGGAGCCUAAGUCUGUGGUGGACAGAUAAUAAUUAUGUUUUCCAGGGCUGAAUUAUGUAGACUUGUGUUUGACAGCUAUGGGUUUGAUUUCUUAGAACAUUGUUCAUUUUCUUUUCUCAUUAUGUUACUUCUAGUGUUCACCUCUGUGAUUAAAGAUUCUUUGGUGAAAUAGAA